UGUAAGACUAAGGUUAGUUUUGGGAUAACAGAAAUUUCCACACUUUACCAGUGCAUAAUCCAGCAACAGAGCAGUUUUUCUUACAAACUCAUUCGUGCUAACUUGACGCAUGUGAACUAGAUGUUUCAAAACUCAAAAUUAAAAUGGCCUCAACACAAGAAAACGUUUGGAACUGUGCCACCUGCUCAAAAACUUUCAAAACUAAGCGGAACUUAACCAAUCACAUUUUAACGCACGACCCCGAGACGAAGGUGAAAUGUCAGGUUUGCGGGAAAGUUUCGACAAACUCACGAACCUUGUCAAUACAUGCUUUAAUGUAUCACACUAAUCGGAAAGGGCCAAGUUGCAACAUUUGUCAACGGGUAUGUUCUACGCCAUCCAACUUACGAAAACAUAUCGCCACCGUCCACAGCACGAUCGAACGACCUCGUUUUCCAUGCCGAUGUGGAAAAACCUACUCGAGCAAGAAUGGUUUAUUGAAACAUAUAAAAACUGAACAUUCCGAAAGUCCGGCCAGGUUCCCGUGCACACUUUGCGGUAAAGAAUUCAAAACCAGGUGCUCCCUUGAAGAACACAUUUCCACCCACACGACGGAGAAAGCCUACAUUUGUUCCACGUGUGGGAGGGGUUUCGGUCAUUCGUCAGCUAUGAGACGUCACGAAGUACGAAUAAAUGUGCCUUGCAAUACAUUUGGAAAAAUCUACUCGUAG
Folsomia candida is the source of this 710-nucleotide messenger RNA. RefSeq names its product gastrula zinc finger protein XlCGF7.1-like. The transcript is spliced from 3 exons. NCBI's taxonomy places the organism in Eukaryota, Metazoa, Arthropoda, Collembola, Entomobryomorpha, Isotomidae. Gene Ontology annotation, molecular function: DNA-binding transcription factor activity, RNA polymerase II-specific; RNA polymerase II transcription regulatory region sequence-specific DNA binding. The coding region runs from base 144 to 710 and encodes 188 amino acids. The record is from RefSeq and is a predicted model, not a curated record. Gene Ontology annotation, cellular component: nucleus. Gene Ontology annotation, biological process: regulation of transcription by RNA polymerase II.